Molecule: messenger RNA, 748 nt
Organism: Xenia sp. Carnegie-2017
Lineage: Eukaryota; Metazoa; Cnidaria; Anthozoa; Malacalcyonacea; Xeniidae
Product: DET1- and DDB1-associated protein 1-like
Exons: 5
Coding region: 67-363 (98 amino acids)
Biological process (GO): positive regulation of proteasomal ubiquitin-dependent protein catabolic process
Cellular component (GO): Cul4-RING E3 ubiquitin ligase complex
Source: RefSeq, a predicted model, not a curated record
AAAACGUCAUAUUACACUAAUUAAUAGAACGUUUGCUGCAGUGAAUGUGUGAAUGGUGUAUUGACGAUGGCAAAUGUCUUCCUGAAGCAGCUUCCUUCGUUCAACGAGCAAAACUUUUCGAAGUUCAAGGGAAAUUCGUCAAUAAAAAACUCGCAUUACAGGCCAACAGUUUAUGUACCUACCAAAGACUCGACUGAUCAAGCUGUUAUUGUGACAGAUAAGGCUAACAUAUUACUACGAAGUUUACAUCAGCAAUUAGAAAAUAAGCUGCAAAGAAAACGUGAUUCCACUAGAGACAGGUCGCCUGCAUCUGACUACAAACCAUCACCAAAAGUAGCUCGAAGAAUGGAUGUUGCCGAAUAACUGCUGAAAACAGUGGUGGGUCCAAGGAUUGGCAAAAUAAAUUAUAGCCACAAAAUACAUUAUAUAAAAAAUGAUAAUUUAAGUUGAAAAUAUCUUUGUAUGAAUGGCACUGGUUAUGAAUUUCCGAGGAUAAAAUCUCCCCAAUCAAUGAGCUGUAAUUUAUCUUGCCCUACACUGGAUUUGCCACUGGCUCAAUGGUGGACACAGAAAGAUUUACCCAAUGUUUUUCUGUAAAAUAUAUAAAUAAUUUGGGAAAGUAAAUGUAAAAUAACUUAUUUAAUAAGCAUUUUAUUCUUCAGCAGUUCGCAAGUGAUCUGCUUCGUCUGACGAUAAAUUUAAAUUACUAUGUAAAGUUUUGAUGUAAAAUAUACUAAAUUUUAUCAAA